Molecule: messenger RNA, 3107 nt
Organism: Arachis duranensis
Lineage: Eukaryota; Viridiplantae; Streptophyta; Magnoliopsida; Fabales; Fabaceae
Product: U-box domain-containing protein 35-like
Exons: 10
Coding region: 1-2178 (725 amino acids)
Biological process (GO): protein phosphorylation
Molecular function (GO): protein kinase activity; ATP binding
Source: RefSeq, a predicted model, not a curated record
AUGAUGAAUCAUGGAAAGCGUGUUGUGGCUGUGGCAAUUGAGAAUAAUAAGACAAGCCAAAGUGCUGCAAAAUGGGCAGUGGAUAAUAUUCUUCCAAAGGAUCAAGAUCUCUUACUCAUCCAUGUUAAGCAAAGAUCAUCAUCAGAUAAUAGUCGUUCACCAUUGAGAAGCUAUGAGAUGAAAGAAGGUACGGAUAGACCACAUGACAAAGAAUCAAAGGAGCUGUUUGAGUCCUUUCGAGUCUUUUGCAACAGAAAGAAUGUACACUUCAAAGAAAUUUUGUUAGAGGACACAGAUAUAUCAAAGGCAUUAGUAGAAAGUGUUACCACAUAUUCCAUUGAGCUUUUAGUACUUGGGGCAGCAUCAAGGAGUGGUCUUGCUAGAUUUAGGAUGAGUGAUGUUCCAAGCACGGUGUCAAAAGCGGUACCGUCAUUCUGCACCGUCUAUAUAAUCUCCAAAGGAAAGAUCUCAUCCGUUAAAACUGCGACCGUAUUACUCUCUCCGAAACCUGCGUCGCAGAAUAAGAUCCACUCUUCUCUGGCUCAACGUGCUGAGCGACCACGCAACCUCACACUCCCACGACAUGUUUCAGGUGGAUACCAAUCUCUUGAUUUUGAUGAGAUAUCAAUGCUUCGAGCCGGAUCAUUUCCAGACAAACACGCAUAUGCACGCCGUAAUCGCGGCAGUGAUGAAGCCAUAUCACCAUACGAGACAAAAAGAAGAAACUACGCACCAAAUAAUGUACCUGAAGAUUGUGACAUAUCAUUUGUGGCGAGUGCAAAACCAAGUAUUGAUAGGCUCUUCCCUUCGUUGUAUUCCGAUGAUUAUUUUGAUGGAACCAGAUCAAGAUCAAGAUCCCCCCAAGAAUCAGGACAGAAAUCUUUCAUGUGUGAUGACUACUCAUUCACCUCUCUAUCAUCACCAACAGAGAACGAAGAAAUGGAAGCUGAGGUAAGGAAGCUAAAGCUAGAACUGAAGCAGACAAUGGAGAUGUAUAGCUCAGCUCGCAAGGAAGCUCUAACAGCAAAGGAGAAGGCAAUGGAGCUUCAACGGUGGAAAAAGGAAGAAAAGAGGAAGAUGGAAGACUUACAAAUAUCGGAAGGAGCGGCAUUGGCUAGUCCAGGGGGGGAGAAAGAAAAGGAUCAAAAGAUGGCAGAGUCUGAAGCACAGAAAAAAAUUAGUCCAGAGAAAACAUCUCCGCGAGAAGCACCACAGAUGAAGAGAGGACUAGAACCUCUAGGAGUUGGUACUGCAAUGUACCGAAGGUACUCCAUUGAGGAAAUCGAGGAAGCGACACAAAAGUUCUCAGCAGCUUUCAAGAUCGGUGAAGGAGGCUAUGGCCCUGUAUACAAGGGUGAAUUAGAUCACACACCGGUUGCAAUAAAACUUUUGAGGCCAGAUGCAACUCACGGAAGGGAACAAUUUAAUCAAGAGGUUGAAGUGUUAACUUGUAUAAGGCAUCCAAACAUGGUUCUCCUCCUCGGAGCAUGCCCAGAGUAUGGUUGCUUAGUGUAUGAGUACAUGGCUAAUGGGAGCUUGGAUGAUUGCCUCCUCCGACGAGGGAAGUUACCGGCUCUUCCUUGGCAGCUAAGGUUCCAAAUUGCUGCAGAGAUAGCCACAGGCCUCCUAUUCCUUCACCAGACAAAGCCAGAGCCCAUUGUACACCGGGACUUGAAGCCAGGAAACAUUUUGCUAGACCGGAAUUUCGUGAGCAAGAUCAGUGAUGUUGGGCUAGCCAGGCUUGUCCCUCCUUCGGUUGCAGACGCCGUCACUCAGUAUCGUUUGACAUCAACAGCCGGAACAUUCUGUUACAUUGACCCUGAGUACCAACAGACUGGCAUGCUUGGAAUCAAGUCUGAUAUUUACUCACUCGGGAUCAUGCUUCUCCAAAUUGUGACAGCUAGGUCACCAAUGGGUUUGGCUCAUCAUGUUAAGAGGGCCAUCGCCAAAGGGACUUUGGAAGAGGUGCUUGAUCCAGCUAUUUCUGACUGGCCAAUGGACCACACCUUGCAUUUCACCAAACUCGCCUUGAAAUGCGCCGAAAUGAUGAGAAAAGAUAGACCUGAUCUUGGGAAAGUUGUCUUACCUGAGCUCAAUAAACUUAGGACAUUUGCUGAAGAAAACAUGCCUCCUAUGAUGAUGUUUGGAAGAGCCUUCUCUCCAAGACCACAACAAUGAGUCAAAAUCACCAAUAUUAAAUUUGUUUAUUCUUUUUUUAGAAAACUUAAGGAAUGUAUCAAGAAUGUCAUGGCAUGGGGAUUCGACUAUAUUUUUAUGUUGGUUGUCGAAGACCUAAUACAAUCCCCCCUCUUUUAUUCGGGCUUGGGACUGGCUAUGUACCGCAAGUGUAACAUAGGCGGAGUUAAGGAAUAUAUCAAGAAUGUGCAGAUAAAAAUUAUUGCAAUCCUUAAAUUUGUAUAUAAACAAAUUCUGUAAUAUUGAAUUUGUACUUUAGAAUAUUUCAAAAGGGAUUGAGAAUGCACCAUGCAUUUUCCCAAUAUAUAUGUUAAGAUUCUAGGCUUUUCUUUGAAUAGGCAUGUGUACUUUGAACUAUCAAAGGAUGUGUCACUUUGUUCUCCAAAUAGUAAAAUGCACUUUAACAUCUCAAAAUCCCAUUACCAAACAUUCUUGUUUUCCAUAAUCUGAAUUUCAGUUUGUUAUUAGGAACAUUUUUUUUGUGUGGAUGAUUCAAUGGUGAGAGGAUUCUACUCUCUACUUCAUUUUUCUUCUUGUCGUGAAGUUACUAAUUUUUUUUAAUAAGUUACCAACUGUAAACGUAAGAGAGAAAUAAAUGACAUUAUUCCCACUCAUUUAUUUUUCUCUCCCGUGUCAGUUUUUCUCUGUCAACUUAAAUUUCUGUUUCUGUCAUGAGAAGUUACCAACUUUCAUACCUAAAUUACCAACAGUGGCUGAAGCUUGAAGCUCACAAAAUUGAAGAUGGCUUACAUAAAACCAAUCUCUCUCUGUUCUGGAAUAUUUCUAUAAGUCCAAUAUAAAGAACCGGGUUCAAAAGUAUGAGAAGUUCCAAUGAACCGGUUUAAUGAUUAAGUGUUUUCUCAAAUUCCAAAGAAGAUGUUACAAGGAGAACACCAAUUCCUCAUCACUCA